ACGCCUUUAAAAGAAAACCGGAAACUCUUUGUUGAGGAAGAAGUUAGCAAGCUAGCGACGCAACGAAUUACAACUUUUAAUCUGGACGGAAGUCUCUUCAAAUCGUAACAAUGUCCGGAUCCUCCAACAUCGUCACGAUGAAGAAGAUCGUCCAGCAGUUGCGCCUUGAAGCCGGCAUUAACAGAGUGAAGGUGUCCCAGGCCGCCGCGGACCUGCAGCAGUUCUGCCUGCAGAACGCCCAGCAGGACCCUCUGCUCACCGGCAUGUCGUCCAGCAACAACCCGUUCAGACCACAGAAGGUCUGCUCCUUCCUAUAGCACCGACCGAGCCUGAGUUUUGGACAUUGUGGUGCCUUGAGGAAUGGGGCUGCAUCGUGGACUGGAAUCGCCUCGAGGGUUGGGAAAUUUUGGGACAAACUAACUUAAGUUUUGUUUUUUAACUUUUGCCUUUGUAAAAAUCUGACAAACAUUUCCAGGUGCUUAAGUGGCACAAUAGAUGUCUUAACCUACUUGCUUUAAAGUAACUAGCCCAUAUCAACACCCACUGUGCCUUUUGAACUGUACAUUUUUCAUUAAUUACUUAUUAAGAGAUAAAAUAAAUGGUAUUU
Scophthalmus maximus (turbot) is the source of this 607-nucleotide messenger RNA. RefSeq names its product guanine nucleotide-binding protein G(I)/G(S)/G(O) subunit gamma-5. Gene Ontology annotation, cellular component: heterotrimeric G-protein complex. NCBI's taxonomy places the organism in Eukaryota, Metazoa, Chordata, Actinopteri, Pleuronectiformes, Scophthalmidae. Gene Ontology annotation, biological process: G protein-coupled receptor signaling pathway. The record is from RefSeq and is a predicted model, not a curated record. Gene Ontology annotation, molecular function: G-protein beta-subunit binding. The coding region runs from base 111 to 317 and encodes 68 amino acids. The transcript has 3 exons.